CUUUUUUUCUUUUCUUUUCUUUUCCUUUCUUUCUUUCUUUCUUUCUUUCUUUUUCUCACGCAAACUUCUUUUACUUUAUCAAAUAAAAAUAAAAAACAAUGACUGCCACUUUACACAUUAGUCAACAUCCUAUAGUGGCAACAAAAUUAUCUCAAUUACGUGAAGCCUCUCAAUCUCCCAAAGUAACUAGAAGUUUAGUUCAUGAUUUGGCUACACUCUUAAGUUAUGAAGCUUCUCAGAAUUUACCUUUAUCAUAUGAAAAAACGCUCAUGUCACCUUAUGAACCUUUUCAAGCAGCUGAAUUAAAACAACGUAUUGCUCUUAUACCAGUAUUACGAUCAGGUCUUAGUUUGGUGGAUGGAUUUUUGUCAUUAUUUCCUGAUGCUCCUGUUUUACAUUUGGGAAUCUAUAGGGAAAAGGUAUCUUUACAACCAGUAGAAUAUUAUAAUAAACUUCCUGAAAAUCCAAAUGUUGAUCUAUGUUAUGUAUUGGAUCCAGUUAUAGCAACAGGAAAUACUGCUGUGGCAACGGUUAACAUGUUGAAAGAAUGGGGUAUUCCUGGUGAAAAUAUCAAGUUUGUGGGUAUUUUAGGUUCUCAACCAGGAGUUACUCAAUUACAAAAGGAACACCCUGAAGUUCAAAUAUACCUUGCUGGUGUAGAUGAUCACUUGGAUGGUCAUGGAUUCAUUCGUCCUGGACUUGGUGACAUUGGUGAUCGAUUGAUGAAUACUGCAUUUUGAAAUAUAUAUAUAUAUAUAUAUAUAUAUAUAUA
Messenger RNA from Halteromyces radiatus, 772 nucleotides. Its product is annotated as uracil phosphoribosyltransferase-domain-containing protein. Lineage: Eukaryota; Fungi; Mucoromycota; Mucoromycetes; Mucorales; Cunninghamellaceae. Bases 99 to 740 code for a protein of 213 amino acids. The record is from RefSeq and is a predicted model, not a curated record. The transcript has 7 exons.